UAGACACACAUACAACAAAUUCACAACACAAAAAAUAUACACAUUUGCUCAAAAUUAUUUGUUGAACUCCACCACUGCUGCCGCCCUUAAUAAUUCUCCAUUCUCCAUUGUGUAGUUCUCCAUUUACCAAAAAUAGAAAAUCAUGGCUAAAAUACGACCUCUUGUGCCGGAAUUGGCAGAGGUGGCACGCACACAACUAAAUGAGGAUGAGGAUUUAAUAGUGACCAAAAUCGAGGCACUGCGCACUUGGAUCGGUGAACAAAACUAUUUGGAGGCCAGAACUGAUGAUCAGUUUUUGGUGGCAUUUUUACGUUUCUGUCACUGGGAUGUAGAGGAGGCUAAAAAAAGGAUUUUAUUUUAUUACACAUAUAAAACAAAGGAACGUGAACUGCUCAAGAGUCGUGAGGUAGAUGAUAAGCUACUCGAAUUGGCACGAUCAGGAAUCUUUGCCACUCUGCCCAAUGCCUUGGGUGCAGGUGGACCACGCAUACACUAUACACGCAUGGGACAUAUAGAGCCUUCCAAGCAUAGCGUUAGUGAUAUCUUUCGCUUCCAUGCCUUCCGCGCUGAAGUCGAGAUCAAUACCGAUGACAAUUGGAAUAUCGCUGGGGUUAUUGAGAUAAUUGAUUUUACAAAAAUUCCAUAUUCCUUGCUAUUACAAUUUGAUCCUGGCAUGUUUAGGCGCAUGAAUGCCUUCCUAGAGCAUGGUAUACCCACGAAUUUAGUUGCCACUCAUAUUGUGAAUGCUUCUCGUGAAACGCAAUUUGUGCUCGGCCUAGUGCGCAAUGUGAUGAAACAAAAGGAGCUGUUGCAUAUCCACUCCAAUCUCGAAUCCCUGCAGCGUGCCAUUGGCAAAGAAUAUCUUCCAACUGAAUUGGGUGGCAAUAAUGGUUCACUAAAUGAUGCCAUGGCCCAAUAUGAAAGCCUAUUCACCAGCUAUGCCACAUAUUUCAAGGAGGAUGGACGUUAUGUAGUCGAUGAGAAAUUAAGGGCGGCCAGCGAGAAGGAACAACAGCCGGCUCCCUCCACUCUAGUGGCCGGUGCGACAAGUGAGGGAUCAUUUCGCAAGCUGAACUUUGAUUGAGCUAACAAACAAAAUUUGUGGAUUGCCAAUAGUUGUAUAUUCAAAACAAAAUGCACAUACUAUAUAUAUAUACACACACAUACACGGAGAAACAGACACCUAAACACACAUCCCUUUCCUAAACUCUCUCUAGCUCUGUCUUCAUAUAUAUAGUUGAAUAUAUAUAUAUAUAUAAACACUUUGGUCAUAGCAGAACCUGAUAUUUUAUAAAGAAUAAUAAAAGAAAAACCAAAAAAAAAAA
Drosophila willistoni is the source of this 1325-nucleotide messenger RNA. RefSeq lists its product as uncharacterized. Bases 143 to 1084 code for a protein of 313 amino acids. Gene Ontology annotation, cellular component: membrane. NCBI's taxonomy places the organism in Eukaryota, Metazoa, Arthropoda, Insecta, Diptera, Drosophilidae. The record is from RefSeq and is a predicted model, not a curated record. Gene Ontology annotation, molecular function: phosphatidylinositol bisphosphate binding. The transcript is spliced from 3 exons.